This is a messenger RNA of Cryptomeria japonica (Japanese cedar), 1113 nucleotides long. Its product is annotated as NDR1/HIN1-like protein 6. Gene Ontology annotation, cellular component: plasma membrane. The coding region runs from base 72 to 860 and encodes 262 amino acids. The record is from RefSeq and is a predicted model, not a curated record. Lineage: Eukaryota; Viridiplantae; Streptophyta; Pinopsida; Cupressales; Cupressaceae. The transcript has a single exon.
UAUAUUUCAUCAUACGGAGCAGUGAUUAAUUCUCUCCGAGCUAAAAACGGAAGCGGGAUUAUAACACAGUCAUGGCAGAAGCACAGCGGAUUUAUCUCGCGAAAAAAGAUGUAGAGAAGGCCGAAUGGAUAAGUCCACCGCCCAGUGCUCCUCUGGUUCCCAAAUCGAACCUUAUGUCCGAAACAGUAGAGCCCAACGGCAAUCCAGUCCAGUUUAUGCACGGUCAGUUUUCCACAAAGGAGCAGAAAUUCAGAUGUUACUCCUGCCUUCCUAAGCGCUGCCGUAAUUUCUACUGUCGCUGCCUCGUCUGGAUGUUUUGCGUCCUGUUGCUCUUUAUUGUCGCCAUUGUCAUAGCUGCUUCUAUUCUGUACGCCGUCUUCCAGCCCAGGAUACCCAAAUACUCAGUCGACAACGUUCAGAUUACCGGCUUCUCCCUCAGUUUAGACGCUACUGUUUCUUCGCAGUUUACGGUGCGUGUGAGAAUGACGAAUCCGAAUAAAAAGAUCGGCAUAUAUUACUUAGACGACAGCUAUCUUGGGGUUUUCUACACCGGCACGGAGAUCUGCAGGGGCGAAUUGCCUGCGUUUUACCAGGGCCACAAGAAUACUACGAAUUUAAACCUUGUUCUCACAGGGACUAACGUCCAGAUUACGAGUGAGAUGGUUACAUUGCUGAAGGAACAGAAGCAGCUGGGAAGCAUUCCUCUGCAUUUGAAGGCGGAUGUUCCCGUGAAGGUUCAGUUUGGGAAAGUGAAAACCGUGAAGAUUACUUUCCGCGUGCACUGUGACCUGGUGGUUGUCAGGCUGCAUGAAGACAUUAGUGUCACCAUCAGCACGAAGAAAUGCAAGGUUAAGCUUUGAACAGUGAGAUAGAGAAGUUAAGCUUUGAACAGACAAAUUGGUUCUAUCUGUUAUCUCUCUUGACUCUAUCAAGCAAGGAUUUGAACACGACCAAGCGAGGAAUUUAUUACUCGAUCAUAAUCAGGCCGCCAUUUUUCAUUUUAAAUUUCGCUCCAUAAGUUUAGUGAUUCGUAGAUAUAACAUCACCGAUUUAUAAUUUGUACCUUGAUACUGUCUAGUUCCCGUAAUACAGAAAAAGAUAUUUGAUUUUUCA